Messenger RNA from Candidozyma pseudohaemuli, 1638 nucleotides. RefSeq lists its product as uncharacterized. The transcript has a single exon. Gene Ontology annotation, cellular component: membrane. NCBI's taxonomy places the organism in Eukaryota, Fungi, Ascomycota, Pichiomycetes, Serinales, Metschnikowiaceae. Gene Ontology annotation, biological process: amino acid transmembrane transport. Gene Ontology annotation, molecular function: amino acid transmembrane transporter activity. The record is from RefSeq and is a predicted model, not a curated record. The coding region runs from base 1 to 1638 and encodes 545 amino acids.
AUGUCCGACGCUGAAAAGACCUUGGGGUCCGUGGAAAAAAAUGUCGACUACCUCCGUGACGACUCCCUGGAGCUCGUACCUGAGCACGAGGUCAAGAGAAACUUGAAGGCCAGACACAUCUCCAUGAUCGCCUUGGGUGGUACCAUUGGUACGGGUCUCUUCAUCUCCUCCAAGAACGCUCUCCAGGCCGGGCCUGUGUUGGCGCUUAUUUCCUACAUCUUCAUCACCACAUUGGCCUGGUCCGUCACCCAGAGCUUGGGUGAGAUGGCCACCUACAUUCCCUGCUCUGGAUCCUUCACCCAGUUCUGCACCAGGUUCUGCUCCCCAGCUUUGGGUGUGGCCAACGGCUGGAACUACUGGUUCUCCUGGGCCAUCACUUUCGCCUUGGAGGUGUCCGUCGUGGGCCAGAUUAUCCAGUUCUGGACCGACGCCGUGCCAUUGGCCGCCUGGAUCACCAUCUUCUGGGUGCUCAUCACCGCCUUCAACAUGUUCCCCGUCAAGUACUACGGUGAGCUUGAGUUCUGGAUCGCUUCUAUCAAGAUUCUUGCCGUGGUGGGCUGGCUCAUCUACGCUCUUUGCAUGGUCUGCGGUGCUGGUCAGACAGGCCCUGUGGGCUUCAGGUACUGGAGAAACCCAGGUCCUUGGGGUCUGGGUCAGGGCUUGGUCAGCAACUUGAACACUGACAGAUUCUUGGCCUGGUUGUCUUCCCUCAUCUCCGCCCUCUUCACCUUCCAGGGUGUGGAGUUGGUUGGUAUCUCCUGUGGUGAGUCGGCCAACCCAAGAAAGGCUGUUCCCUCCGCCAUCCGUAAGGUCAUCUGGCGUAUCAUCAUCUUCUACAUCUUGUCCAUGUUCUUCAUGGGUUUGUUGAUUCCUUACAACGACCCUAAGUUGGACUCUGAUGAGUACUUCGCUGCUUCUUCCCCAUUCAUUGUGGCUAUGCACAACUCAGGAACUGACAUCUUGCCCAGCAUUUUCAAUGCAGUGAUCCUUACUGCCAUCACCUCCGCUGGUAUUUCCAACGUCUACUGUGGUUCCAGAAUCUUGUACGGUUUGGCCCACGUCAAUGCUGCUCCAAAGUGGUUCAAGCUCACUACUUCAAAGGGUAUCCCUUACGUGGCUGUUCUUUUCACUGCUGCUUUUGGUGCCUUGGGUUACCUUGUUCUUGACAACAGUGGUAACGAGGUGUUUGACUGGUUGUUGAACAUCACCGCUGUGGCUGGUCUUAUCGCCUGGGUCAACAUUUCGUUCUCCCACAUCCGUUUCAUGUGGAUCCUCCACAAGAGAAAUAUCUCCAGAGAUAUCUUGCCUUUCAAGGCCUGGGGCAUGCCAUACAUUGCCUACUACGCCUUCGCUUUGGGCUUCAUUCUUGUUUUCGUCCAGGGUUACGAGAGUUUCUUUGACAUCACCGCCAGCAAGUUCUUCACCGCAUACGUCUCCGUGAUUCUUUUCUUCGCUGUGUGGAUCGCUGCUCACUUUUACUUCAACGGCUUCACCAGACACGCCUUCACUCUCCGCUCGUUGCUCAUUCCUUCUGACGAGUGUGACAUUGAGUCUGGUGUCAGAGAGAUUGACGAGAUGGUGUGGGACGAGACUCCUCCAAAGAACCUUUGGGAGAAGUUCUGGGACAUUUUGUCUUAA